AUGGAGGCCUUGAUGACCAGUAAUGUGACCAACAAGACAGACCCAAAAUCCAUCAACUCCCGGGUUUUUAUCGGCAAUCUGAACACAGCGGUGGUGAAGAAGUCAGACGUCGAGACCAUCUUCUCCAAGUAUGGCCGUGUGCUGGGCUGCUCCGUGCACAAGGGCUACGCCUUCGUCCAGUACGCCAGUGAGAGGCACGCCAGGGGGGCUGUGAUUGGGGAGAACGGCAGGGUGCUGGCCGGACAGACACUGGAUAUCAACAUGGCAGGAGAGCCAAAGCCAAGCAGAUCUAAAGGCCAGAAGCGAUCAGCUGCUUCUCUCUACAGUGGCUAUGAGUUUGACUACGACUACUACAGAGAAGACUUCUAUGACAGGUUGUUUGAGUACCGUGGCAGGGUGUCUCCAGUCCCUCGGGUGGUGCCCGUCAAACGCCCACGACUGGCGGUACCUCUGGUACGACGGGUCAAAUCUCUGCCAGUCAAACUUCUGGCACGAAACGCCUCCGUCCUCCCCACCAGCAACGGCAACAAACAGAGAUCGGUGAAAGGUACAGAGAUUCAGGCGAUCAAAUCAGAGCUGACUCAGAUUAAAGCCAACAUCGAAGCUUUGCUGGGCAGACUGGAGCAGAUCACAGAAGACACACACAUUACCACCACAGAGCUGAGGAAGUCGGACAACUGUAAGAGCGAGGAGGCGUGGCAGGACGGGGAGGAGGAGUCGAGCUCGGACCUGGAGGACGAGGAGGAGCAGAGACAGAACAGCGAGGCUGAAGAGGAAGAGGAGGAGGAAGAAGAAGAGGAGGAGGGAGAGCACACACAGGACGACGACCACAUGGACAACAGUCGCCUAUCAUCAGAGAUGGACUCUAUUCACCCAUGA
Molecule: messenger RNA, 879 nt
Organism: Scomber japonicus (chub mackerel)
Lineage: Eukaryota; Metazoa; Chordata; Actinopteri; Scombriformes; Scombridae
Gene: raly
Product: RALY heterogeneous nuclear ribonucleoprotein
Exons: 8
Coding region: 1-879 (292 amino acids)
Cellular component (GO): nucleus
Molecular function (GO): RNA binding
Source: RefSeq, a predicted model, not a curated record